GUAAUGCGCGUAACUAAAUCCUCCAGGCCUCACCGCUGUACGCUCUGUAGAACAGAAGAGUGCUCAGUUGGUUCCUUAUAUCUUAAUACAGGCGCCUACGAACUUCCAGCAUAUUAGAUACCAUAGUGAGAAGAAGUCUAGUGCAGUUAUCUGUAACGUCUUACGCCUUACGUCUUACGUACGUCGCUCUGUGACAUCACAACCAUGCCGGCUGGAGACGUCGAGCUCGUGACGGUAACUCGCCACAGCACAAACUCCCCUUGGGGGUUCAAUCUAGGGGGUGGCCGGGAUCACGACACCCCAAUGUUUAUCUUGAAGUGUUUCCCGGGCAGUCCGGCGUUCAAGGCGGGAUUAAGAGACGGGGACGGCGUUCUGCAGUUGAACAGAAUCCCCACGGCUAACCUGACGCUGUCUGCGGCCAAGGCGGAGGUGGCUCGCACUGGGACCACCAUUGAUAUCGCAGUGCAGAGGGAAAUGAUCGACCCCAGGGCCACGGGUCUCUCCUCGGACGAGAGGGUCGAGAUCGUAGAAGAACCCUGCGCCAAGUUUGGCGAGGGGCCGGACCCGACUCUCGCCAAGGUGACGCCAAAGACGUACAAGAUUAUUGAGGACACGGAGAAACAAGCUGCCGGCCCAGCACCAUCUGUGUUUGCCAAAAGGAAAGCAGAUCGGUCCAAGUACACUCAAUGCAAAGGUACCACCAUUCAGAAGGCAUACGGAGAGUCAUAAUAUAAUGACUAGACAGAAAAAAAAAAAAACGACGAGAAACACUUAACAGCAAAAGAUGAAAAAAAAACACUAUGAAGACAUAAACGAUUGAAAAUAGACCAAGCGUUGAAAAAUUCACAGUUUUACUAUCAUGUUGAGGAUUUUAUUGGUGAACUUCAAUACUCAAGGACGCCAUCUUGAUGUGAUAUACUGGUACUGUACUUGUAGUUUGACCUAUCGUCUGCUCUUGCUCUGUGUAGGCUUCAGCAAACUACAGGGACUUCUAUCUUCCGUAUGACGUCAUAUGAUGUAUGACGUAAGCUGCCCAAUCCUGAGGUCACAAGAGAUAGCGGAAGAUCUGCAGCUUGGUUCAUCAAAGCUUGUCGCACUACUAUUUGGGAAGGGUGCU
Messenger RNA from Lingula anatina, 1117 nucleotides. Its product is annotated as PDZ and LIM domain protein 7. Gene Ontology annotation, cellular component: adherens junction; stress fiber; Z disc. Gene Ontology annotation, biological process: actin cytoskeleton organization; muscle structure development. Gene Ontology annotation, molecular function: actin binding; muscle alpha-actinin binding. Lineage: Eukaryota; Metazoa; Brachiopoda; Lingulata; Lingulida; Lingulidae. The record is from RefSeq and is a predicted model, not a curated record.